Messenger RNA from Drosophila kikkawai, 714 nucleotides. NCBI's taxonomy places the organism in Eukaryota, Metazoa, Arthropoda, Insecta, Diptera, Drosophilidae. The record is from RefSeq and is a predicted model, not a curated record.
AUGGUUCUACCUUGCGCUCUCUGCGGCAGCAGUGAGAGAAACGAGGCGAUCUUGGGCGAGUUGGGUAUCCAUUCCGAGGUUGUGAUACACCGCAACUGUUUGGUCCUAUGUCUGGGAAAAUGGCUCCAGAAUAAAACUCCCCACUACCGUCUGUGGAAGUUCCUCACCAGAGACAUGUGGGUGGAGAAGCAUCACUUUAGGCUACUCAAGUGCGAGUACUGCAUUCGCGUGGGGGCCAACUUAUCCUGCUGCCACGUGGGAUGCAAACGCAACUUCCACACCAAGUGCGGCGUGGAAAACAUGGCUGUCUUGCAAUACGGCGGCAAGUUCGACACCUUCUGCGCAGAGCACGUGGCGGAGCCCCGUAGGCGUCCCGAACCAAAAGAUCAUUGCGUUAUAUGCCUUGGUGCGAUAGUGAACGCUGGUCAGUAUUUCAAGACGGCCCAGGCAUUUCAAGCGCCGUGCUGCCAGAACGGAUGGUUUCAUCGCACCUGCGUGCAGUACAUGUCCAUGGCGAGGAAGCGUUGUCUCAAGUGUCCUCUUUGCAGGAACAAAAAGAAAUUCGCUGAGGUGGCUUUGUUUGGGGUUUCCAUACCAAAGUGUGUUGGGCUAAUGCCCGGCUCCAUGCUGGCGUACCGCUACCCCUCGUCCUGCCAUGCCCACGCUCAGCCGGAGCGUGCCCGGCUCUCAACAGAGAACGGUGCUUGCAAUUGA